Leptidea sinapis is the source of this 3401-nucleotide messenger RNA. Its product is annotated as diacylglycerol kinase theta. Gene Ontology annotation, biological process: diacylglycerol metabolic process; lipid phosphorylation; intracellular signal transduction. The coding region runs from base 478 to 3228 and encodes 916 amino acids. Gene Ontology annotation, molecular function: nucleic acid binding; ATP-dependent diacylglycerol kinase activity. The transcript is spliced from 18 exons. NCBI's taxonomy places the organism in Eukaryota, Metazoa, Arthropoda, Insecta, Lepidoptera, Pieridae. The record is from RefSeq and is a predicted model, not a curated record.
CCGCUUACAACGCAUGGAGAGCGCGCGUAAUCGUGUGCGUAUCGAAAUUAAUUAGGCUAAUAUCCUCUAUCUAUUUUUAUCCGCAGGCAUGUAGGGGUUGAUACAAUUAGCGUACAGAAUUUGGGAUGUAAAAACUAGAAAUGUGUUAAUUUUUAAAAUGGCAACACUUAUAGGUAGGUGGUGCCGUGCGGGCUGCGAUCUUGUCUAUUCCCAUUCGGCCCCGCCCCAAGGCUAUUUAAAUAUACCGUGACGUUUUACGUCAGAAACACACAUCGAAUAUGUUUCCUUGAUCAGUCUACGCUUGCCCUUCCACGUAAAAAAAAACAUCGUAUAUUGACACGCGUGCCGUAAAAAUAGCUGUGUUUGUUUUGUUUUGAAACGGAUGUAAAAAGGGCGCGUAAUAUAAACAUUGGUGCUUCUAUAUUCGUCGUUAUUUAUGGUAUUUGUGGUGUGGUUUCUUUGACAGUUACAGACACGAUGUCCUGUGAAAGUUUGUUUACACAUAUGACAAGAAUGUUCGCUUCUGUUUUGCAAAAGGGAGUGUGGAUAUGUCAAUGCCCUCAAAAGCUCUGCAACUUCAUCGUGCACGAGCGAUGUGUGGGACUCGUUGUUACGCCGUGCAGUGGGGUGGCGCCGAGCCUCAUCAAGAACCCAGUUGCACACUGCUGGUCAGAACCGACUCAACACAAGCGCAAGUUCUGUACCGUGUGCCGGAAGAAACUCGAUGAAUUACCAUCUCUACAUUGUAUGAUAUGCGAGUACUACGUCCACGGAGAGUGCGUGGACUUCGCGGCGGCAGACUGCAAGGAGAACGCCACGUACUGCGCGGGCAGCGAGCCACGGCAUACCCACCACUGGCGCGAGGGCAACCUGCCCGGCAACUCCAAGUGUGCGGCGUGCCGGAGGGCCUGCUGGUCCACCGAGUGUCUCACUGGCUACCGCUGCGAGUGGUGUGGCAGCACGUGCCACGCCGGGUGCCGCGCGCAAGUUCCAGAAGAAUGCAACUUCGGCAACCUGCAGCCGAUCUUCCUGCCGCCGUCGGCCGUGUCCAUCCCGCGCACCGAGGUGCCCAUGGAGGCCAUCAUCGGCGUGCACGUGCGGCCGCCGCCGUCGCAGCGGGACUUCGGCUGCCCUCGAAGCGUGAGUGAGGAAUUCAGCUCAGGCUGCGAGGGUCGCUCUGGCUCCGGAGGAGGCUCCACGGGAGCUCCCGCUGAUCAAGAUCACAAGCCUGAGCAGAAACAACACAAGGACCGCACGCCUGAUGACAGAGAGGAAGAAGUGGUGAAGGUGUACGACGGCGACGCGGCCUGGUCCCGCCGGCUGUACCGGCCCGUGGUGGUCGGCCGCAACAUGAGCGAGCGGGAGCUGGUCGCGGCCGCCCUGCGCGCCUUCCACGUGGCCCGGGAGCCCGACCACUUCGAGCUGACGGACGCUCUGGCCGGCGAGGAGCCGCCGCUCAAGGACCCCACGCCGCUCGCCAGGGUCACGCGCCUGCCCAACAAGAGACCCGCGCUCUUCUUGAGGUUUAUGGAACCCGAGAGCGGGGGCGGCGAGGUGCGGGUGUACCCGGGGCGGAUAGCGGGCGCGGGGGACGCGUUCGUCACGGUCACGUGCAACGGAGACGAGUCGGUGGCGGACUUGAUGGCGCAUGCGCUAGAUCGGUUCAGCUUGGACCCCGCGCGCGCCACGCAGGACUACCGCUGCUCCGAGAUACUGCUGGAUCGAGGAGUAUCUGAACGAGUGUUGGAGGAAGACGAGCGUCCCUGGCGCAUCCUGGUGCGGCUGGCGAGGGAGUCGGUGCGGCGCAUGGAGCUGGCGAGGUUCUACCUGCAGCCGCGGCGAGACCCCCACGGACCCACGCUGGCGCUGUUCGUCGCCUCCCUGCCUCCAGGCCUCUCCGAGAGGAACUACGAGAACAUACUCGUCGAAUUCCUUGGCACUGAGAACAAGUUUACAUCCAUCGGGCCCAUCUACUACGAGUAUGGGUCCAUGGUGAUCACUUACGAGGACGCCAGCAAGGCAGUCCGCGCGCUCUACGCGCUCAGAGAAGCCAAAUAUGAAGAUAAGCAUUUAUUAGUUAUGUUACUACCAAGUAUCGAACCCUCAAUGGUUCCUGCAGACGUGAAGCCGCUACUGGUCUUCGUGAACGUCAAAUCUGGAGGCUGCCAGGGCCUGGAACUCAUCUCAUCCUUCCGGAAACUUCUCAAUCCUUACCAAGUCUUUGAUCUCGAAAACGGCGGUCCAUUGCCAGGACUGUACGUGUUCCGGCACAUUCCCAACUACAAGAUCCUGGUGUGCGGCGGAGACGGCACUAUCGGCUGGGUGCUGCAGUGUCUGGACAACGUGGGCCAGGACUCGCAGUGCUCCAACCCUCCCUGCGCCAUCGUACCACUUGGAACUGGCAACGACUUAGCGCGAGUUCUCCGGUGGGGGUCAGGGUACACUGGAUGCGAGGACCCUCUGUCUCUGCUGCGUGAUGUCAUCGACGCGGAGGAGAUACGUCUGGAUCGGUGGACCGUGGUGUUCCAUCCCGAAGAUAAACAGGACGAACCUAAAGAAUUAUCUAAACAGCUUCCUGGUUCCCAGAGCGAGGACAACUCCCAGAUCCUGGUGAUGAACAACUACUUUGGUAUCGGUAUAGACGCUGACCUGUGUCUCGACUUCCACAACGCGAGAGAAGAGAAUCCCAACAAAUUCAACAGCAGGUUACGGAAUAAGGGUGUGUAUGUGAAGAUGGGUCUGCGCAAGAUGGUGGGUCGGAAGAUGUGUAAAGACCUGCACAAGGCUGUCAAGCUGGAGGUAGACGGGAAACCUGUCGAGCUACCCGCGGUCGAGGGCAUCAUCAUAUUAAACAUACUGAGUUGGGGCUCCGGCGCGAACCCGUGGGGUCCCGAGAAGGACGACCAGUUCAACAAACCCAACCAUUGGGACGGCAUGCUGGAGGUCGUGGGGGUCACUGGCGUGGUGCACCUCGGUCAGAUCCAGUCUGGUCUUCGCGGCGCCAUGCGCAUCGCUCAGGGAGGCCACAUAAAAAUCAACCUCAAAAGUGAGAUUCCAGUUCAAGUGGAUGGAGAACCCUGGGUUGCUGCACCGAGCGAGGUCGUCGUACUCAAGUCUGCGCUGAAGGCCACGAUGCUGAAGAAGCGCGCGCGCGUGCGGCGCCGCAGCACGGAGCCGGCGCUCCGGCCCGAGCCGGCGCCCCCGCCGCCCGCGCCGCCGGACUCCUGAAUCUGGCUCAGCGAGCGCCUCAUCUGACGCGGCCUAGGGCUCAAGGCCGCCUCCGGGCGCUCGCCGACACCAGAUCCACGCAGCACACUACCCGUAGGCGUUUUAAUAAAUAUGUAAAUAAUGAUACACAAAAUAUAUUAACUUAUAAUUGAAGAAUAAAUUUAUAGUCAUUA